AUGAAAUCUCAAUGUGAGAAGUUCAAGAAUAGCAAACAGAAUGACGACAGGUAUAUUUUUUUAGCCAUUUAUACCCUCGAGAUGAUAAUAAAAACGAUCGCGAAAGGUUUUAUAUUGAACAAAUACACAUAUCUGCGAAAUCCAUGGAAUUGGCUGGAUUUCGUCGUCAUCACCAGCGGGUAUGCCACCAUCGGGAUGGAAGUGGGAAAUCUGGCUGGACUGAGGACGUUCAGGGUGCUCAGGGCGUUGAAGACAAUCUCUAUUUUACCAGGCCUGAAAACCAUCAUAAACGCUCUCCUUCACUCCUUCAAGCAAUUGGCCGAGGUCAUGACCCUCACGAUCUUUUGUUUGAUGGUAUUCGCCUUGUUUGCGCUGCAGGUGUACAAGGGGGAACUCCGUAACAAAUGUGUGCUGAAGAUGGACGAUCACAACGCUUCCUAUGAAACUUGGUUCAA
Leptinotarsa decemlineata (Colorado potato beetle) is the source of this 455-nucleotide messenger RNA. RefSeq names its product sodium channel protein 60E. Gene Ontology annotation, cellular component: plasma membrane; voltage-gated sodium channel complex. The record is from RefSeq and is a predicted model, not a curated record. Gene Ontology annotation, molecular function: voltage-gated sodium channel activity. Lineage: Eukaryota; Metazoa; Arthropoda; Insecta; Coleoptera; Chrysomelidae. Gene Ontology annotation, biological process: neuronal action potential; sodium ion transmembrane transport; membrane depolarization during action potential.